AUGGCACCUGUCUAUCAUGGUCAGUGGUCAUACAACAUAGACACAUUCUACGCCACUUCCUCUUGCGGUUAUGUCUACCCACGCGCCACAUUGUCCGAGCUAGAUGAAAUCUUCAGUGCACCAUUGGGAGUCAGAAGAACCAGGCCAGACAAUCCGUCCCACUGGUACGAAGCCCAACUUCUCCAUUUUGGACUGCCGCCGACCAAGUCCAAAGCCACAGCAAAGAUGAGGUUGAUGGAUGCCUUCCAAGACGGGACACUCGAUGUCCCGGAGGGAAUACUACGAAUUGAAGAAAAUCUGAGCAGGAAAUGGAUGAAACAAGAUCUGGAAACCCGUAUUCUGGGUCCUUCUGUGCGACCUUCGCUCGAUCCUGGUAUCACAACCGCUCUGGCGAUUGGCACAACGCGACUCAGGGCUCAGAGAACGUCUGGUGGUGAGCAGGAGAAUGAUGUAUUCAGUGCAGGGUUGGCUGGAGGAAGCGGAAUGCAAGGUAAUAUGCAAUCUCAACAGAACGAUAUGCAACCACCCCAUGCUCAGACAAAGAAACGAAAAGGCUUUAACGGAGACCCAUCGACCCACCCUAUGAAGCAUUUCAGAGUUCGUGGUGAAACUGGUGCACCUGACUUGCAGGCCCAGACCCAAAAUCCAAACGACGAGAUCUUCCAGCAGAUGUCAAACGAUAUUCCCGAGUCAGUAGGAAACGGACGUGGACGCUCGGCUCCGGACAGAGGAUUACAGCAAGUCGGAUAUCAAACCGUGCCUCUGUCGUACCAGGGUACUUACGAAACAGUGAGGAUAUCCUUUUGUGCGCAAUGGAUGAAACAAAACCAUCUCUAA
Penicillium coprophilum is the source of this 837-nucleotide messenger RNA. RefSeq lists its product as uncharacterized. NCBI's taxonomy places the organism in Eukaryota, Fungi, Ascomycota, Eurotiomycetes, Eurotiales, Aspergillaceae. The transcript has a single exon. The record is from RefSeq and is a predicted model, not a curated record. The coding region runs from base 1 to 837 and encodes 278 amino acids.